AGUGGACCAGGCCCCCCCCCAAGGGGAGCGACUUUUUGGGGAAGGGGCCGCUGGUUCCCUGCGGCCCCGUAGAAGGGGCCGCUGGUUCCCUGCGGCCCCGUAGAAGGGGCGCUGAUGGGCCCGGUUGAUGCCCAGGAGCCUGAGCUGCCCAGCCUCCUGGUGGGCGACCUGCUGAUCCGCCACCCCGACCUCGCGGGCCUGGAUUCCCCGGCCGAGCUCUUUGCAGUGGACGCCCCGGAGGCUGCAAGCCCGCCCCGCUGGGGCAUCUUCUGGGCUUCUGCUUUCAGGGACGCGCCACCGCUGCCAGAGGCCUUACGCGCCCAGCUGCCGGAGGAGGGCGGCUUUGUGGCGAGGCCCCUGGUCUUGCCGCCCCACUCUUUGCGCCUCAGCAAGGGGCGCUUCUUGCAGGCGCCGCGCCGGGAGCUGCACGCAGAGCUGGGCUUUCCCGAGCCGGCGCUCAUCAGCAACGAGGUCUUCGCGGAGCUGCGGUAUGGCCUGGCGCCCUCGGUGGUGCAGCGCCUGGACUUCGAGGACAUCCGCGAAGGCACGCUGCGGCUCUUUGCCAUCCCGGGCUUCGAGGGUGAUGUGCGCCUGGUCAUGGUGGUGGACGAGCAGGCGGCCGCCGCAGUGGCCCAGAGCCUUGUCCAUGCCGAGGGAGGCGUGCAGCGGAAGCGGCUGUUGGACUUUCUGCAUGCGGCCGCGGCCUCGCCCUGCGCGGCCAAGUGGCCCUGCAGCGGCGAGGUGAUCUCUGGGGAGGUGGUGGAGAGCCUCUUACAGAGGCCGGCGGAGGCGGAGCGCGAGAGCAACGGAACCGAUGGGCUUUUCCCGCACCAGGCUGCCACCAUCGAGUGGAUGCAGCGCAUCGAGCGCCGGGGUGUGGAGAAGCUGCAGGUGGAGCCGUUGCGCUUCGCGGGGGUCGCGCUGGGCGCGAGCUACCAGCUGCAGCUGCCCUGCGGGGGGGUGAUCGCGCACCCCCCCGGCUCAGGCAAGACCCGCAUCAUAGCGGCCCUGGUUCGCGAGACCUCAGGCCCCGCUGAGGGCUAUGCUGCUUCCUGGCUUCGUUGGCUGCUUACCUGCGGGGAUGAGCGCCAGGCUCCGCUUCGGCGGGCUGAGGUGCGGACUGCGUGGCAGGCGCUGAAGGGCGGCUGUGCCACGCUGAUCGUGGCGCCGGCGCAUCUGCGGCAGCAGUGGUUGGAGGAGCUGCGGGGGCAAUCUGCUGCUCACGCGGCGGAGGUCUUGGACUACGAGGCGGCGGGGGCCCUGGGAACCAGCGCGGCCUUUGGUCGGCUGGUCGUGGACGAGCCCCAGGACUGCCCCGGCUGCGCCUGGCAGCCGCUGCAGCGCCUGGCGGAAGAGUUCCGGGAGACAGGGCGCGGGGUGUGGCAGCUCUGCGGCACCGCGCGGUCGCACCUGGACUCGUUGGGCCCUCUGCUGCUGGGCUGGCGGGGCUGGCACGUGGCCUGGCGCCAGUCCGAGUGGACAGGCCAACCCCAGCUGGCGCACCUGAUUCGCACGCGGUUCCUGGCGGACCCUCCCUGGGCGUGUUUGCCGCGCCCGCCCCUGGAGUGGCACAAUGAGGCGGUGGUGCUGCGGCCCCGGGAGAGCGCCGACGUGGCGGUGGCCAACCUCGCGGGCUUCGUGCUGGACAGCGUGCUGCUGCUCUCCUUCGGAGCCUCGGCGGCCUUUGCGGCGGCCCAGGAGAGGGACCAGCUGCUGAUGCAGAUGGGCUGGUACAACUGCGUGGGUGCCUCGCUGCUGCCGGUGGCGGAGCACGCGCUGGCGGACUGGGAGGGCACCGUGGCCUCGCGGUCCCAGCAGAAGCUGCAGAAGCUCGGGGAGGAGAUCGCCCGAUUGGAGGCCUCGGAGAGCCAGCAGGGCCUGCGGUACCAGCUGGCGGGGGGCGACGCGGCGCUGGCGCCGGACCUGUCCUUCUUGUCCGUGGAGACGGUGCGCGUGGCCGUGGAAGGCCUGCGAGACACAGCCGCCACGUUCCCGGCCUGCGCCGCGGAGUGGAACGCCCUGUUGCCGCGCGGCAGCUUUCGAGGCGUGUUGCGGUGCGAGAGCGUGGGGGGCGGCUUCGACGGGGCGGUGGCGCUGCUGUGGGAGGCGGCGGACUUUGCGAAGGCGGCAACGGAGGCGCAGGCCGCGGGCGCGGUGGCGGCGAUCUUCGCGGCGGCGGAGCAGGAGCGGCCCUUUGGGUACCGCCACGAGGAGACGCCCCCAGGCAUCCCCUGCUGCAUGGUGGGCCCCGCGCUGGCGGCAGAGCUGCUGGCGGCGCUGGAGAUGAGGAAGGAGCUGCAGGUGGAGGUCCGAGUACUCGUGCAGGAGACGGCGGAGGAGGACCGGGAUGUGGAGGAGGGCCUGGUCUCGGCCUUCAUCGCCAACGACGCGGUGGAGUCCGAGCUGCAUCGCCGCCUCCAGGCGCUGCGUGGGGAGCGGGAUCGCUGUGAGCGGUCCCUGCGCUUCGCUCGGCAAAUGCGGCAUUUGCUGGAGAGGAACGAGGCCCACUGCCCGGUGUGCCUCGCGCAGGGCGAGGAGGCGGAGGCCUUCGCCGUGCUCCCGGACUGCUUCCACAUCCUCUGCCGCGCUUGCCUUGAGCAGCAGGCGGGCAUGGGGCCCAGCUUCGCUUGCCCCAUGUGCCGCAUCUCCGUCUUUCGCCUCGACAUCGUGGUCUUCCGCGCGCCCGGGCGGCGGCCUGCUGUGGUCGUGCCGGACGGAGAGGCGCCGAGUGCUGAAAGCGAGGCUCUGGAGACCGAGGUGCCCUCAAAGUUGGAGCGCCUGCUGGCGCUUCUGGGGCAGAUCCUGGCGGACCCAGAGGAGCGUGUGCUGGUGUACACCCAAUGGGCCACGCACGUGGUCUACCUUCAGAAGGUCUUGGAGCAGAGCGGCUUGCCCGCCCUUGCGCUGGUGGGCGAGCUCCGGGACACCAUGGACGUGCUGAGCCGCUUCGGCUCGGCCGGCGCCCCCCGCGUCUUGUUGCUGUCCAGCCAGCGGCACUCCUCCGGCAUCAACCUGCAGAUGGCGCGGCACGUGGUCAUCGUGCACCCCUACUGCACACCCACGGCGACCAGCCAGGACUCCAUCAGCCGCCUGCAGAUGUUGGCCUUCGAGGCCCAGGCCAUCGGCCGCGUCCGCCGGUUCCCACAGAAGAAGGCGGUGCAUGUUCACCGGCUCUUUGCGGUGGGCUCUGUGGAGGAAGAGCUCUACAGGAGGUGAAAUGUGGAAAGCGCGAGAUGAGAGGAGUGUCGCCGACCAGCCCGCUGAGCGCGCAUCUUCCGAAGCGGGCUGCGUCCUUCAAUUCGGCGCCUCGGUUUUUCAGAACGAAAAAGAAGGGACUGGAGCAUGCCGAGAUGGGGAAAGGUGUUUGCGCGA
Messenger RNA from Effrenium voratum, 3372 nucleotides. NCBI's taxonomy places the organism in Eukaryota, Dinophyceae, Suessiales, Symbiodiniaceae. The record is from the annotation of a GenBank genome assembly.